Messenger RNA from Puma concolor (puma), 6300 nucleotides. RefSeq names its product phosphoinositide kinase, FYVE-type zinc finger containing (gene PIKFYVE). The record is from RefSeq and is a predicted model, not a curated record. NCBI's taxonomy places the organism in Eukaryota, Metazoa, Chordata, Mammalia, Carnivora, Felidae. Gene Ontology annotation, cellular component: cytoplasmic vesicle; vesicle membrane. Gene Ontology annotation, biological process: phosphatidylinositol metabolic process; neutrophil chemotaxis; phagosome-lysosome fusion. Gene Ontology annotation, molecular function: 1-phosphatidylinositol-5-kinase activity; 1-phosphatidylinositol-3-phosphate 5-kinase activity; metal ion binding.
AUGGCCACAGAUGAUAAGACUUCCCCAACAUUGGACUCUGCUAAUGAUUUGCCUCGAUCUCCUACUAGUCCUUCUCAUCUCACACACUUUAAACCUUUGACUCCUGAUCAGGACGAACCUCCUUUUAAAUCAGCGUAUAGUUCUUUUGUAAAUCUCUUUCGAUUUAACAAAGAGAGAGUGGAAGGGGGCCAAGGAGAGCAGCCGUCUCUAAGUGGAAGUUGGGCCAGCCCUCAGCUCCCUUCAAGAACACAGUCUGUGAGGUCACCUACACCUUAUAAAAAACAGCUUAAUGAGGAACUCCAGCGGCGAUCUUCAGCAGUAUUAGACACAAGAAGGAAAGCAGAGCCUGCCUUUGGAGGUCAUGACCCUCGUACAGCUGUUCAGCUUCGAAGCCUCAGCACAGUAUUAAAACGCCUCAAGGAAAUCAUGGAGGGGAAAAGCCAGGAUAGCGACCUGAAGCAAUACUGGAUGCCAGACAGCCAAUGUAAAGAGUGCUACGACUGUAGUGAGAAAUUUACAACCUUUAGGCGCAGACACCAUUGCCGCUUGUGUGGGCAGAUUUUUUGCAGUCGUUGCUGUAAUCAAGAAAUCCCUGGAAAAUUUAUGGGCUAUACAGGGGACCUCCGAGCUUGCACAUACUGUAGAAAAAUAGCCUUAAGUUAUGCUCAUUCCACAGACAGUAAUUCCAUUGGAGAAGACUUGAAUGCUCUUUCAGAUUCCGCUUCCUCUGUGUCUGUACUUGAUCCAAAUGAACCUCGAACACCUGUUGGAAGUAGAAAAGCCAGCCGCAACAUAUUUUUGGAGGAUGAUUUUGCUUGGCAAAGUUUGAUUCAUCCAGACUCCUCAAAUACUCCUCUUUCAACAAGGCUUGUAUCUGUUCAAGAAGAUGCUGGGAAAUCUCCUGCUCGAAAUAGAUCAGCCAGCAUUACUAACCUGUCACUGGAUCGAUCUGGCUCUCCCAUGGUGUCUUCAUAUGAGACAUCUGUCAGUCCCCAGGCUAACCGGACAUACGUUAGGACAGAGACCACUGAGGAUGAACGCAAAAUUCUUCUGGACAGUGUUCAGUUAAAGGACCUGUGGAAGAAAAUCUGCCAUCACAGUAGUGGAAUGGAGUUUCAGGAUCACCGUUACUGGCUGAGAACGCAUCCCAACUGCAUUGUGGGAAAAGAAUUAGUCAACUGGUUGAUCCGAAAUGGGCACAUUGCUACAAGGGCACAAGCUAUAGCAAUCGGACAAGCCAUGGUCGAUGGACGUUGGCUGGACUGUGUCAGUCAUCACGACCAGCUUUUCAGGGAUGAGUAUGCGCUGUACCGGCCAUUGCAGAGUACAGAAUUUUCCGAGACCCCUUCUCCAGACAGUGACUCCGUGAACUCUGUGGAAGGACACUCUGAGCCAUCGUGGUUUAAAGACAUAAAGUUUGAUGACAGUGACACGGAACAGAUAGCUGAAGAAGGUGACGAUAAUUUGACUAAUUCUGCCAGUCCUAGCAAGCGCACAUCAGUCAGCAGUUUCCAGUCCACAGUGGACAGUGACUCAGCCGCGUCCAUCAGCCUGAACGUGGAGCUGGACAACGUGAACUUCCAUAUCAAGAAGCCCUCCAAGUACCCACAUGUGCCCCCUCACCCUGCUGACCAAAAAGAGUAUUUGAUAUCUGACAAUGGAGGACAACAACUCUCAAUAAGUGACGCCUUCAUCAAAGAAUCCUUAUUUAAUCGUCGAGUUGAGGAAAAAUCCAAAGAGCUGCCUUUCACACCUUUGGGUUGGCAUCAUAACAACCUGGAGCUGCUGAGGGAGGAGAAUGGAGAGAAACAAGCCAUGGAGAGGUUGCUCUCAGCUAAUCAUAACCACAUGAUGGCACUACUCCAACAGUUGCUCCAUAAUGAGUCAUUGUCACCAUCUUGGAGGGACAUCAUUGUAUCACUGGUCUGCCAGGUUGUUCAGACAGUCCGACCUGAUGUCAAGAACCGGGAUGAUGACAUGGACAUCCGUCAGUUUGUCCAUAUUAAAAAAAUUCCAGGUGGAAAGAAGUUUGAUUCUGUGGUUGUCAAUGGAUUUGUUUGUACCAAAAAUAUUGCACAUAAAAAGAUGAAUUCUUGUAUUAAAAAUCCCAAAAUUCUUCUGUUGAAAUGUUCCAUCGAGUAUCUCUACAGAGAAGAAACUAAAUUUACCUGCAUUGAUCCUAUUGUGCUUCAGGAAAGGGAAUUCUUGAAGAAUUAUGUUCAGCGAAUAGUUGAUGUUCGACCUACAUUGGUUCUAGUUGAAAAAACAGUGUCUCGGAUUGCCCAAGACAUGUUACUAGAACAUGGCAUUACUUUGGUCAUUAAUGUAAAAUCACAAGUUUUAGAACGAAUCAGUCGGAUGACCCAAGGUGAUUUAGUAAUGUCGAUGGACCAGCUGCUUACAAAACCCCACCUGGGCACCUGUCAUAAAUUUUAUAUGCAGAUCUUUCAGUUGCCUAAUGAGCAAACCAAAACACUGAUGUUUUUUGAAGGCUGUCCACAGCACCUGGGCUGCACAAUCAAGCUUAGAGGAGGCUCUGAUUAUGAGCUGGCUCGAGUUAAAGAGAUCCUAAUAUUUAUGAUCUGUGUAGCUUAUCAUUCUCAACUAGAAAUCUCCUUCCUCAUGGAUGAAUUUGCUAUGCCUCCUACGUUAACACAAAACCCUUCCUUCCAUUCUCUGAUUGAGGGGCGGGAGGAUGAAGGGACCACACAAGAGCCAUUCAGCGGAAGUCCCCUCCCCCGGGAGCCUGACUUUCCUUCAGAAUUUCUGCCCUCCGAUGAUAGCAGUUUGCUAGAAUCAAGGAUUGUGUUUGAGAAGGGUGACCAGGAGAAUAGAAGCAUUCCACAGGAUGUUGCCUGUUUGAAGCAUCAAGAGUAUGCCACAACGGCUUGCCCCACAGGGAUCCCCUGUGCUCUCUUUCCAUCGGUCCCAGAAUCGUUGUUGCCUCUGCAUGUGGACGACCAGCAGGAUGCUGUGGGCUUGGAGCAGCCGGAGGCUUUGCAGCACCCAGAUGAGCUACAGGAUCCCAAAAGCCAGAUGAGAGCCUUUAGAGACCCUUUGCAGGAUGACACUGGAUUGUAUGUUACUGAGGAGGUUACCUCUUCUGAAGAUAAACGAAAGACUUAUUCUUUGGCCUUUAAACAGGAAUUGAAAGACGUGAUCCUCUGUAUCUCCCCAGUAAUCACAUUCCGGGAGCCCUUCCUUUUAACUGAAAAAGGGAUGAGAUGCUCUACCCGAGAUUAUUUUGCAGAGCAGGUUUACUGGUCUCCUCUCCUCAAUAAAGAGUUCAAAGAAGUGGAAAGCAGGCGGAAGAAGCAGCUGCUUAGGGAUCUCUCUGGUCUUCAAGGCAUGAACGGAAGUGUUCAGGCCAAGGCUAUUCAAGUCUUGCCCUCGCACGAGCUAGUGAGCACUAGAAUUGCUGAGCAUCUUGGGGAUAGCCAGAGCUUGGGUAGAAUGCUGGCUGAUUAUCGGGCCAGAGGAGGAAGAAUUCAGCAAAAAAAUGUAGACCCUUUUGCUCAUUCAAAGGAUGUACCUGGUACUUCAAGUGGCAGAUCAGGAAGCAAAACUGAUGGUGACGAGGAGAAAGGGUUGAUUCCGAGUGAUGCAGUGUGGUCAACAAAGGUGGACUGUCUGAACCCUGUUAACCACCAGAGACUGUGCGUGCUCUUCAGCAGCUCUUCUGCCCAGUCCAGCAAUGCCCCCAGUGCCUGUGUCAGCCCUUGGAUUGUAACAAUGGAAUUUUAUGGAAAGAAUGAUCUUACAUUAGGCAUAUUUUUAGAGAGAUACUGUUUCAGGCCUUCUUAUCAGUGUCCUAGCAUGUUCUGUGAUACCCCCAUGGUGCAUCAUAUUCGGCGCUUUGUCCAUGGCCAAGGCUGUGUGCAGAUAAUUCUGAAGGAGUUAGAUUCUCCAGUACCUGGAUAUCAACAUACAAUUCUUACCUAUUCCUGGUGCAGAAUCUGCAAACAGGUAACACCAGUUGUUGCUCUUUCCAACGAGUCCUGGUCCAUGUCAUUUGCAAAAUACCUUGAACUUAGGUUUUAUGGGCACCAGUACACUCGCAGAGCCAAUGCUGAGCCGUGUGGUCACUCCAUCCACCAUGAUUAUCACCAGUAUUUCUCCUAUAAUCAGAUGGUGGCAUCUUUCAGUUAUUCUCCCAUUCGGCUUCUUGAAGUAUGUGUUCCACUCCCUAAGAUAUUCAUUAAACGUCAGGCCCCAUUAAAAGUGUCCCUUCUUCAGGAUCUAAAGGACUUCUUUCAAAAAGUUUCACAGGUAUAUCUUGCUGUUGAUGAAAGACUUGCAUCUUUGAAAACCGAUACGUUUAGCAAAACAAGAGAGGAAAAAAUGGAAGAUAUCUUUGCACAAAAAGAGAUGGAGGAAGGCGAGUUCAAGAACUGGGUGGAGAAGAUGCAAGCCAGGCUCAUGUCCUCCUCCGCGGAUGCCCCACAGCAGCUGCAGUCUAUCUUCGAGUCCCUCAUUGCCAAGAAGCAGAGUCUGUGUGAAGUGCUUCAGGCUUGGAACAACAGAUUGCAGGACCUUUUCCAGCAGGAAAAGGGUAGAAAGCGACCUUCAGUUCCUCCAAGUCCUGGAAGACUGAGACAGGGGGAAGAAAGCAAGAUAAGUGCAAUGGAUGCGGCUCCACGAAAUAUUUCUCCAGGACUUCAAAAUGGAGAAAAAGAGGACCGCUUCCUGACCACCCUGUCCAGCCAGAGCCCCGCCAGCUCGGCGCAUCUGCAGCUGCCUACCCCCCCGGAAGCCCUGCCCGAGCAGCUGGCGGGAGCACCCCCUGAGCUCGAUACAGCCAGCAGUUCCGAAGAUGUGUUUGAUGGACAUUUGUUGGGAUCCACAGACAGCCAGGUGAAGGAAAAAUCAACCAUGAAAGCCAUCUUUGCAAAUUUGCUUCCAGGAAAUAGCUACAACCCUAUUCCAUUUCCAUUUGAUCCAGAUAAACACUACUUAAUGUAUGAACACGAACGGGUACCCAUUGCUGUUUGUGAGAAGGAGCCCAGCUCCAUCAUUGCUUUUGCUCUCAGUUGUAAAGAAUACCGAAAUGCCUUAGAGGAAUUAUCCAAAGCGACUCAGCGGAACAGUGCCGAAGAAGGGCUUCCAACAAAUAGUACUUUGGACAGCCGACCAAAGAGCAGCAGCCCUAUUAGAUUACCUGAGGUCAGCGGAGGACAGACAAACCGUACAGCAGAAGCAGAACCACAGCCAACCAAAAAGACUUCUGGAAUGCUGUCCUUCUUCCGAGGGACAGCAGGGAAAAGCCCUGAUCUCUCUUCCCAGAAAAGAGAGACCUUACGUGGAGCAGACAGUGCUUACUACCAGGUUGGGCAGACGGGCAAGGAGGGGACGGAGAAUCAAGGUGCUGAGUCUCAAGAUGAGGUAGAUGGAGGAGAUACACAAAAGAAACAACUCAUAAAUCCUCACGUGGAGCUACAAUUUUCUGACGCGAAUGCCAAGUUUUACUGUCGGCUCUACUAUGCGGGAGAGUUUCAUAAGAUGCGUGAGGUGAUUCUGGGGAGCAGUGAAGAAGAUUUCAUUCGUUCUCUUUCCCACUCGUCGCCCUGGCAGGCCCGUGGGGGCAAAUCAGGAGCUGCCUUCUAUGCCACGGAAGAUGAUAGAUUCAUUUUGAAGCAGAUGCCUCGUCUGGAAGUCCAGUCUUUCCUUGACUUUGCACCACACUACUUCAAUUAUAUUACAAAUGCUGUUCAACAAAAGAGGCCCACUGCAUUGGCCAAAAUUCUUGGAGUUUACAGAAUUGGUUAUAAGAAUUCUCAGAACAAUACUGAGAAGAAGUUAGAUCUCCUUGUCAUGGAAAAUCUUUUCUAUGGGAGAAAGAUGGCACAGGUUUUUGAUUUGAAGGGUUCACUUAGGAAUAGAAAUGUAAAAACUGAUACUGGGAAAGAGAGCUGUGAUGUAGUCCUGCUGGAUGAAAAUCUCUUAAAGAUGGUUCGAGACAACCCCCUGUAUAUCCGUUCUCAUUCCAAAGCCGUGCUGAGAGCCUCGAUCCGUAGUGAUUCCCACUUCCUUUCUAGCCACCUCAUUAUAGAUUAUUCUUUGCUGGUUGGACGAGAUGAUACCAGCAAUGAGCUGGUAGUCGGAAUUAUAGAUUAUAUUCGAACAUUUACAUGGGACAAAAAGCUUGAGAUGGUUGUGAAAUCAACAGGAAUUUUAGGGGGACAAGGUAAAAUGCCCACCGUGGUCUCUCCAGAGUUGUACAGGACUAGAUUUUGUGAAGCAAUGGACAAGUACUUCCUGAUGGUACCAGACCACUGGACAGGCUUAGGUCUGAACUGCUGA